Molecule: messenger RNA, 1188 nt
Organism: Cutaneotrichosporon cavernicola
Lineage: Eukaryota; Fungi; Basidiomycota; Tremellomycetes; Trichosporonales; Trichosporonaceae
Exons: 7
Coding region: 1-1188 (395 amino acids)
Source: RefSeq, a predicted model, not a curated record
AUGACCGACGAAAAGGAAACAGGCGCCCACAAGCCAGACCUACUCGUGCUCGUCUGGGUCCAUGGCUUCAAGGGCAACGAUGUGACGUUUGAGGGCUUCCCAUCGCGCAUCGUUAGAAUCCUCGAGGACACGCAUCCCUCUCUACAUGUCCAGUCGCACGUGUUCCCGGCGUACGAGACACGCGGCGAGCUUAGCGCGGCGACGGAGAACUUUGUCGAGUGGCUCGCGACGAAAGUCGUUCAGCUGGAGAACGGUUCUGGCCGAGGACGAGGAGCCGGGAGUGCAAGGGUCGUGCUCCUGGGUCAUUCCAUGGGCGGGCUGCUGAUCGCGGACGCGACGUCGCGCAUCGCCGAUACGACGCGCAUCGACGACCCGAUGUGGCCCAACGUCAUGGCUACGCUGGCUUUCGACACGCCGUACCUCGGGCUACACCCUCACGUCUUUAAGCACGGCUUUUCGACAGCAGCGGGGCACGUCGAGACGGCGCGUAAUGCGGCGAGCGCGCUCGCCAUGCUGUCGCCUCUUGCUGCUGGGUUUGGGUUUGGCAAGGCAAAACAAGCAGAGGAGAAACAGAAGCGGGAGGAGGAGGAGGCGCGCGCACUCGGCCAGCGAACUCCGCCGCAGCAGAGCUGGUGGAACGCCAAAGCGGCCGUCGGGCUCGGCGCGAUCGCUGUCGCGGGGGCUGCGGCUGGCACAGUGUACUUCCGACGCGAGGAUUUGGCAACGGGAUGGAAGUGGGGCGCUGAACACAUGACGUUUGUGCGGAAUCUCUGGGACAAGCAGGCAAUGCGCGACCGGCUGGACCGAAUUACGGAACUCCAGAACAGUCGCAACGUCAGCUUUGCCAACUUCUACACCUGCCUUCCUGCUGGAGGGUCGCACCUCAUGCGGAGAACGUUCGCUAUAUUGCCCUCACCGAGUGAGGCGAUAGCGACGCACUGGAUGCCGGCGACCAACUCGAUCGCCAAGGAUGAGGUGACGGCCCACAUGGGCAUGUUCAACCCGCGCCAAAACGACGGGUUCUACGACCUCGGCCUGGCAACUGCGCGUAUCAUUGCCGAGCGAUUACAGGAGGAGGGGAUCCAGCGCGCGGGCGGCGUAAAGGGAGACGCAGAGAGCGUGAGCGAGAAGAUGGGGCCGGCAGUGGGGAGCGGUACAUCUGAUGAUCCCGUGCUUGUAGACAUUUAG